Molecule: messenger RNA, 456 nt
Organism: Trachymyrmex septentrionalis
Lineage: Eukaryota; Metazoa; Arthropoda; Insecta; Hymenoptera; Formicidae
Exons: 1
Molecular function (GO): nucleic acid binding
Source: RefSeq, a predicted model, not a curated record
AUGCACCUCGUUGCAUUCGGACGUUGCAAUUUGAGACGUCCAAUUAAAGCUGCUACGCCAGAAAUCAUCGAUAAAGUCCACACUAUUGUUUUUACUGAUCGACGAGUAAAAGUGCGCGAGCUUAUUGAAGCCACAGGCAUAUCACAUGGCAUAGUGAUUUCAAUUUUGCAUGAACAAUUAAGUAUGAAAAAGCUAUCGGCAAGAUGGGUGCCGCGUUUGUUCAUUGUUGACCAUAAGCGUGACCGUGUGACGAUUUCAAAACAAUGUUUAGAGAUGUUUCAACGUAAUCCAGAUGAAUUUAUGCGUCGAUUCAUUACUGUGGACGAAACAUGGAUCCAUUACUUCACAUCGAAGACGAAGGAACAGUCAAAGCAAUGGGCUUCACCGGGUGAACCAGCUCCGAAGAAGGUAAAGACCGUGAAGUCGGCCGGAAAGGUGAUGGCCACAAUUUUUUGG